AUGAUGAUUUAUUGCAUAUCGUUUGUGUGCUUUAUUUCACUCACUGCUUUUGGAGAAAAAUUACACGAACAACAAAAUCUGCAGUCAAUUUGGAAAGAGUUGGAGAAAUUGAAAGAGAUUGAUCUUCUGAGGGAACGUACAUUGGCAUUGGAACGUGAGGUUGAGGGAUUAAAACUUCAAAAUCAAAAUCUUAAUCAAAAGGUUGAAACGCUGGAAAGACGAUGUGCGGAGCGCCCUGUAGAGGAUGUUGAAAGGACAGAAAAAACUGGUACGAUGGCCAACACGACAAACACUCACAGCUAUUCUUUCAACCAGACAUUUGAAUCAAGGAAACAAACUUCUAAACUAAAUCGCCAGAGAAGUAUAUUACCAAGACAGGUCUCAAUCCAAACACAUAUAGCGUUUACAGCAGGAGUAUCGGUUGAUAAUCUUCAUAAUUUAGGUGAACAUCAAUCUAUUAUAUUUGAUCGUGUCAUCACAAACAUUGGCAAUGCUUACCGUCCACAUACUGGGAUUUUUAAUGUCCCGGUUAAAGGUGCAUAUGCUAUAACGCUAACCAUGACUGUUGAACCUAACAAACUUCAAAGGCUUGAGUUAGUUGUUGACGGCGGUUCAACAUACUAUAUAUCUGCUGGCCAAGCGGAUGCUAGAGACUACACUUCUACAACAAAACAAUGGAUUCUAGAGCUGCAUACCGCAUCAGAAGUAUGGGUCAGGAAGGUUGGUGCUGCCUACACUGACCUCCACGGAAAUAUGGAUACUAUUAUAUCUGGCUAUCUUUUGUUCCAGACAUAACAAUUUUCUGCGAAAUAAAGUUAUUCAACUGUGAGUUUUGUAGGUGAAAAAUAUAAGCAAAAAUAACAUGUUUUCUGAUGCCGCUCUGUAACUUUUAGAAAUAGUAUAAGACGUUCCGGCUAUAUGUUUAUAUAAUAAACUGUGUAUGUAUUAUCUAAUUAGUAUGAUACCUCCGUUUAUUUCAAAAAAAUACUUCAUACAUGUAUAAUUAUGAUCUUUUUAUCAAACUUAAAAUUUUUGAACUUAAAGUAAACAUCAUUUAAAAUCAUUUUUUUUCUAAAAAGCAGAUGUUUGGCAUAUGUAGCAUCACACUAUAGCCCUUAUAACAGCAGAAUUGUCCCUUUUGUUCAAAUUAUGCACUUACGGGGAGAAUUGCUAGUAAGGUAAUGAAAUAACCAAUAAAUUGUAACCGAAGAAUAUCGAUUUUUGAUUAAAUUUUCGCUUUUCAAGUACUGACAUAAUUACUAGGUUUCCAUAACAUUUUAUCAUUCAAAAACAAACAUGUACAAUGUUGAUAAAUGUACAAUUUUACCUACGAAUAAUAAAUGAUUGAAAUGUUAGUGAUUGUAUUAUCUCAUUGACUGAAUGAUCAUAAAAUAAUGUUGUUUUUUUUUUCAAAAUUUUUAUUACCGAUUCUUCGUUGUACUGUCCACAUUGUAAUGUGCUUCUUUUGGCACUAAC
Ruditapes philippinarum (Manila clam) is the source of this 1476-nucleotide messenger RNA. RefSeq lists its product as uncharacterized. The coding region runs from base 1 to 795 and encodes 264 amino acids. The record is from RefSeq and is a predicted model, not a curated record. The transcript has 3 exons. Gene Ontology annotation, molecular function: protein binding. Lineage: Eukaryota; Metazoa; Mollusca; Bivalvia; Venerida; Veneridae.